AUGGAUCCGUACUCGAAAGACUUACUGUGGUUAGUUAUAUGUGGUUUUAUAGUAGCGUUUAUUUUGGCGUUUGGUAUUGGAGCUAACGACGUGGCAAAUUCCUUCGGUACAAGUGUGGGUUCGAAGGUCCUCACACUUACACAAGCAUGUAUUCUAGCAACCAUUUUUGAGAUCGCUGGAGCUGUGUUGAUUGGCUAUAAGGUGUCAGAUACAAUGCGCAAAGGUAUAUUGGAUGUAUCAUUGUAUGCGGAUGGAGGGGAACGUUUGUUGGCUGCUGGCUGUCUAGCAGCUCUGAUAGCGAGUGCUGUCUGGUUGAUUCUUGCUACAGGAUUAAGCUUACCCGUGUCUGGGACUCAUUCAGUGGUAGGAGCGACUGUUGGUUUUACGCUAACAGCAAAAGGUCCGAUAGGCGUUAGGUGGUCUACACUCGGCGCAAUAGUCUUAUCCUGGUUUAUAUCACCUGUGCUAAGUGGUGCAGUAUCAGCGUUUUUAUUUUGGCUAGUCCGUAAAUUCAUUCUACGUUCUCCUCAGCCAAUUAAGGCUGGAUUGCAUUCACUUCCGUUCUUUUAUGGAGCAACAAUUGCUGUUAAUGUUCUGAGUGUUGUACAUGACGGCCCAAAAUUGUUAGAAAUGGAUAACAUACCGCUUUGGUUGGCUUUAGCGGGUUCAUUGACACUUGGGGCUAUUGGAGCUCUAUUAGUGCGUGUCUUCCUAGUGCCCUACUACCGUCAACGUCUUGCACCGCCACACGUUAACUUUACUGUAGGACUUUCCAAUGAAACAACACCAGCCAAUACUCCAACACAUAGCAAGAACAGCACCGCCCAACGCCCAACUUCUUUGUUAUCUGAAGACGGAAAACUUCUUGAAGUAAUUACUGAAAGUGCAGAAAUGGUAACACUUAGUGACGCUGACAAAUCAUCAGUCGGGGUUAAAGAAAUGAAUGCCAAGAAUCGAGCUUUGUUAGCCACAAUGGAUGAUUGCAGUAUACUCUCUCGAAGUUUAAGUCCUCCAAAUAAAUCCCGACUUCAAUUAAUAGACGCAGACCCGCAAAUAAAUACACUCAAAUAUAUAGACGAGACCCUUAGUUGUUGCAAGAGUUUGGAUUCAAAUCAAUUGGUAGGAAUGGGCGAGAGUUAUGAUUCAAAGAAUGGAUUUUUAGGUGAUUCAUGUGAUACAAUAGCACGCGGAGAGUUUGGGCGAUUAUCGGCUUUGAUGGCACUACCAGCAACCGUAGAAUUCGACACGCCACCACCAAGGUUGGAUAAGGAUCCGGUGGUUGGCAGCGCUUGGAGUAUCGAGUGUGAUAUGCGCAGGUCCCGUUUAGCUGCACUUACUCCCAACUCUAGCGCUGCGCCCCUACUCCGAGCGGCCAGUCCUCCGCGCGCCCCGCCGGCUCCUCCACCAGACACCUUCCGUCUCUUCUCCUUCCUACAAGUUCUCACAGCCACCUUCGGGUCGUUUGCUCACGGAGGAAAUGAUGUCAGCAACGCGAUAGGACCACUGGUGGCGCUAUGGCUGUUAUAUUCUGAAGGCGGAGCUCACGCGAAGGCGGAGACUCCACUCGCAAUACUUGUGUUCGGUGGCGUGGGUAUAGCGUUGGGACUUUGGCUGUGGGGUCGACGAGUCAUUCAGACCGUAGGAGAGGAUCUGACCAGCAUAACACCCGACACAGGUUUUACUAUCGAGUUGGGCGCGGCUCUGACUGUGCUGGUGGCGUCUAAGGUAGGGCUACCGGUGUCCACUACGCAUUGUAAGGUCGGAUCUGUGGUUUGUGUGGGAUAUUCUUCUGAAAAUAAAGUGGACUGGAGCUUGUUUAGGAACAUAAUAUUCGCGUGGGUGGUCACUGUACCGGCGGUGGCGGGAAUGUCAUCGCUCGCUAUGCUUGCUCUUGAAAAAUUCGUCGUUUGA
Molecule: messenger RNA, 1911 nt
Organism: Danaus chrysippus (African queen)
Lineage: Eukaryota; Metazoa; Arthropoda; Insecta; Lepidoptera; Nymphalidae
Source: the annotation of a GenBank genome assembly